CUCACUCACUCCUUCACCGUGACCUGGUCCUUCCUACGAUGUGCCGGGGCGGACAUAUCAGAUCCAUUGUCUGGAACAGAAUGCGAAGCGUAUGAAAGUACUCAUCAUGACCACUACCAUACUCCACUUCACACACACUCUUAAGCAAGGACCGUGAUCCACUUGGCCCCGCCUCCGCCGCUUGGGGCCGCAUAUACCCAGCCUCGCAUUUCCGGGAUCGAGCCCCUGAAAGCGCUGCAACCUCGUCAUCUCAUUUGCCACGUCUUUACAAUUUCACUUCAAUUCACCUAGACUACUUGACACUGCCUGGUACAAAGUCCCGUACCUGAUCCCACUGCACUGUACUCACGCCUCGCACUUCAUCCUACCGACUUUGUUACGAAAAGCUAACUUCGAUCCCAUCUCCAGUCGUGCAGGAGUCUUAUACCGCACUUGCACAUCGAAGGUCCCUUCGAUCCUCAUAGUUCAUCUAGAAAGAAACAAGAAAGGUAGCAAUGGCAAGUUUUCCACCAGUAGAGCCCAGCGCAGAAGCUACACCGAGGUCUUCCCUCACUCAACGGCAAUUGAAAUCUUCUCUGAACCCUUCAGUCGACGACUCAGCCCCUGGUCAACAAGCGAAGGCUAGCGCUUUCUCCCCAGUCUUCACGAAGCGCAAGUCCAGCAUCGACUGGUCAAAGGCAGCGCCAGGCAAGGGGUCGUCUGCUGUUGGAGGGACAGGAAAAGCUCACACCGAGGAUUCGAAGGCCCCUGUGCGGUCCUCUGCAGUACCCUUGAGACCUCAGGUGACGAAGAAGGAGGCUAUCGCUAUACGGCAUGCAAAGGUGCUCGAGCAGAUGCUGAGCGCUCCCUCGCAGAAUUGCGCCUGUCUCAUCGUCAAGAAGCAGAACAAAGGAGGCACAGGAGACGCAAUUACCCGCAAGCAAGCAGUCAGUCUCAAGAAGGCGCUUCUCGACAGGAAGGCUGCUCCUCGGAUCAUCAGUAAAGUCAGAGCGCUCGAUGGUGCGAGCUCUGUGGGAUUUCUGCCUGCCACUUCUGAGAGUGCAGCUGAGCGAGCGCUCGUCUCUGUUCAGAAGGUCGACGCGCUACCUGACAACAGUGAGGCCUCCAAAGGUACUUCUGACCUAUUGGUCCGGGCUCGUCGUCUGCUCGUCAAGCGCUUGUCCAUCAAUGCAGCCGAGGAGAAGGAGGCACAGGCCCUCUCCGCCGCAAGUCCACUCGCCUCGCCAACACCUCACGGCAAAUGCCCUCUCAAAGCCGUAUGCCUCGACCGUACUGAUGAAGAAGCCGCUCUGAUGCCUAGCCAUAGCCUCGAGAAGGCGAGUUCGACCAAGGCUGACUCUACUGAUGCCGGUACCAGUGACGCACUGCCAACAUUUGGCAUAUCAGUGAUCAGCCUCGCAAGCACAGCCGUCCUGGGAAGACUCGGAGAGGCAUCCGGAGCUCUCCUCGAGCAGACGGCAGUUAACGACGACAUCCAUCCUCCUCUGGACCGCAUGGCCAUCUUCGUCUUCUGGUGGGGCUUCGAGGUGACGCUUCCCACCCCUACGAUGCAGUACCUACAGACUGCACACAACGUCUCUGGUAGCGUGCUGAACGUCCUGUCGAUGAUGGUGACAGCUGGUGGUCUGUUUGAGCUGCUGCCGUACAUUCGCUACAUUAGUAUGACGGUCGAUGUGGAGUUUAGGGCGAUACAGGCCGUCGAUCAGGGCAAUGGAGUCGUUCUUGCUGCCACGGUGAGUUGCAUCUGCAGAGACGGACUGGCCAACAAACACGAGGCCUUCGCUGAUGUAAUUCUCACGUUAUGUAUGUGGUCUACAGUGGUUGAUGCCGUUAGCGCUCGUUCCACGAGCAUGGGACCUCUCUCUGGAGGGACAAAAAGAUCUCCAGCAUAACCCAGCCUCGGCGCACAAGGUCAUGGAAUCCUUUGCGGCCCUCUCCUCGACAGAGCGGGCGGGCGAGGCUCAGAGUCUCUCUCACUCGGAGCGCGACCCCUCCCAAGAGGCAGCGAUCCAGUCUGCUCUGCACGAGAGCUUUCCGGAGGACUUGAGUCCUCAGCAUGUGCCAUUCCCCACGCCGAAGGAGGGAGUUGUCCUCGAGAGCUUGCUGGAGGAGGAGGACUAGCAGCCACACUGAUACCGAUACCCCGAGGUGCUGAUUGUGAUACCCUUUGACUGCAUUCCUGCACCGUAUGCUCUAAUGUUACAUAUCCCUUAUUCCUGUUGAACUCAGAAGAUCC
Messenger RNA from Microstroma glucosiphilum, 2236 nucleotides. RefSeq lists its product as hypothetical. Bases 495 to 1892 code for a protein of 465 amino acids. NCBI's taxonomy places the organism in Eukaryota, Fungi, Basidiomycota, Exobasidiomycetes, Microstromatales, Microstromataceae. The transcript has a single exon. The record is from RefSeq and is a predicted model, not a curated record.